GCCGAUCCAUUCAUUGACCACAGUGUGUGGACACAAGGGUAGAUGCUGCAAAUGAGAUAACAUUAAACAUUGGAUAUUUGGCCUGGUGGUGUCAGUUAGCAUGCAGUCACCCAUUAGCUUCGGUCAGCAGCUCACUGGGUUCAUCGGCGGCGACACUCUGAUGCCACUGGCUGAACACGUCGCACUCCUGUAAGGUAGUUGAAAGAAAGAGUAACCUCUUCUGACAACUUUUUGGACACCAUGGCCCCACACCCGGUGGUCCAGGCCAUCAUUGACCUCUCUGCAGGAGCCAUAGGGGGAGCUGCAUGUGUCUUCAGUGGGCAGCCUCUGGACACAGCAAAGGUCAAGAUGCAGACUUUCCCUAUGCUGUACCGUGGUUUCAUCCACUGCAUUGUGUCCACCUACAAACAAGUGGGUCUUCGUGGUCUCUACCAGGGCACCACGCCGGCGCUGAUGGCCAACAUCGCAGAGAACUCUGUGCUCUUCAUGAGCUACGGCUUCUGCCAGCAGGUCAUCCGCUUCACAGCUGGGCUGCACAACGAAGCUGUGCUGAGUGACAUGCAGAAAGCCUGUGCUGGCUCAGUAGCAUCCAUCUUCUCCUCGCUAGUACUCUGCCCCACCGAGCUUGUCAAGUGUCGGCUGCAAGCCAUGUAUGAAAUGGAGGCAUCAGGCAAGAUCGCUAAGAGCCAGAACACAGUGUGGUCUGUGGUGAAAUCCAUCAUGAGGAACGAGGGACCAGUGGGGUUUUUCCAGGGCCUGACCACCACCAUAGCCAGAGAGGUUCCUGGGUACUUCUGCUUCUUCGGUGCCUAUGAGCUCUGCCGCACCACCUUUGCAGACUACAUGAAAUGUGACAAGGAUGACAUAGGUGUGGCUCCGAUUGUGUUCAGCGGUGGUUUCGGAGGGGCGUGUCUGUGGCUGGUGGUGUAUCCUAUGGACUGUGUCAAGUCUCGGAUCCAGGUCAUGUCAAUGAUGGGCAAACAGGCAGGAUUUUUCAAAACCUUCAUGACCAUUGCUCGUAGUGAAGGCGUGAGGGCACUCUACUCUGGUCUUACCCCCACCAUGGUCCGUACCUUCCCUGCUAACGGCGCACUGUUUCUGGGUUAUGAGGCCAGCCGGAAGCUUAUGAUGAAGCAGUUUGACAACUGAAAGGAACCAUAUGCACAAAAACAAAUGAAGGAGCGGUGAAGUAUUAUUAUAGCCAUAUAACCUCAUCAGAACUCCAGUUGAAGCUUUGAAGCUUAUGUGUAGGAUCUGGUUUUUGCCAUUUCCUGCUUUUGUUAAACUUUGUUAAACUGACACACUCCAUCUCUUUUUAACAUAAAAAAAAAAAAAGUUCGACAUAGUGUUUACAUCUUUUAACACCUAACAUAAAUGUAUUUUUAGAUCUGAGUAUUGUUUGUUUUUAACACUCUAAAAAUGCUGUCGCCAUCAUUCAGUAUAUGAGAAAAACAUUUGUAGUACAGUACUGAGCAACCAGCCUCUUUAUGAGGGAAUGUCAACACUCCAGUUUAUUAUUUUAUGUCUACCUCAACAAGGUCGUAUCCGAACAGAAACGUUUGUCUGACAGUCAUUUCAAAUCAUUCUUUACUUGCUCUGUACGCAGAUACAUGAAAAAUAGAAGUUCUCUAUUAGGCUGUGAGUUAAUUAUCUUAAUGCACAAAAUCUUAAAACCUUACUUAAUCUCACUACAUGAAGAGUUUAUGUGAAAAUGUGAAGUGACAUAUACAAAUUAAUUUCAACUUUCCUAAAAUAUGUUGUGAAUUAUUUUCAGAGCAAGUUUCAGAGCAAAGUAUGCACCUCAGUUUUGGAUCACAUGCUGCUUUGUUUAGGAAUGGUCACAAUAAAAUCCAAAUCUGCUCAUGAAUAUCCUAAAAUAUUUGCUUACUUUUCACAUUGAGUGGCUUUAUUUUUUAAAAAGCAUUGAGCAAAGUGUCAGGUUUGAUCUGCCUUGAAAGGCAAGUGUUUUAAAGUUGACCCUGAAAAUGUUUAUGUCAUUGUCCCAAUGAUGAGCAGUAGCUUAUGAGAAGUCACCCUGGACUUGUGUACAUCUUAAACUGAGGGUGUCAUACUGACUCUUUUUGUUUCACCAUGUUUUAUUCCUCUCCUCUUGCAGUUAUUAUAAUGAAGUCUACACUGUUUUGGGACCCAUUGUUUGCCUUUUUAAAUCACUACAUUUUGCCUUUUUUGUUGUAUAACCUUUAUUGUCAUGUACAAUUCAGUCAGAAAAUAUCAGCUGCCUCGUCUUAUGUGCCAUUUUCACUCUGCGUUCCAUGGGCAGGAUUUUUUUUCUUAGUAGUUCAUAAUUCAGAAUUCUCAGUCAUAUUCCUGUAAUUCCUGUAAUU
This is a messenger RNA of Seriola dumerili (greater amberjack), 2345 nucleotides long. RefSeq names its product mitochondrial ornithine transporter 1-like (gene slc25a15b). Gene Ontology annotation, molecular function: L-ornithine transmembrane transporter activity. Bases 241 to 1149 code for a protein of 302 amino acids. Lineage: Eukaryota; Metazoa; Chordata; Actinopteri; Carangiformes; Carangidae. Gene Ontology annotation, biological process: mitochondrial L-ornithine transmembrane transport. The record is from RefSeq and is a predicted model, not a curated record. The transcript is spliced from 7 exons.